This is a messenger RNA of Crotalus tigris (Tiger rattlesnake), 800 nucleotides long. RefSeq names its product cholinesterase-like. Gene Ontology annotation, biological process: choline metabolic process; acetylcholine catabolic process. NCBI's taxonomy places the organism in Eukaryota, Metazoa, Chordata, Lepidosauria, Squamata, Viperidae. The record is from RefSeq and is a predicted model, not a curated record. Gene Ontology annotation, cellular component: plasma membrane. The transcript has 3 exons. The annotation marks the transcript as partial. Gene Ontology annotation, molecular function: acetylcholinesterase activity.
GCAAGAUACAGUCUGGUCAUUUCUACUGUUUCCUUCUUUGGAAUAAGCCGAGGGUAAUAUUUACAAGCAGUCCCUUUAAAACUGAUAAACAGAUGAGGAUCUUUUGCUUGGUGAUCCGGAAAAGCUCAUGGAAGAGGGGCAAAUUCAGGUCAAACCAAUCCUCAUAGGUAAGACCUCUGAUGAAGGGGGCUCAUUUGUCUCCUAUAUUUUCUCUGACAUCAACGAAAAUCUCAUCAAUCAGGAGCAGCUUCUGGACGGGAUAAGACUGUUGGUGGCAAAUGCAACUGAAGAUUUUGUUCAGACAAUUGCCCUGAGGUACAGUGAAGGAAAUCAAGGCCCAACAAAAUACCGCUCUGCUCUGUCCCAAUUCUUUGCAGAUUGGGUCUUUGUAUGCCCAAUGAUUGAAGUUGCAAGAAAUUUUCGGAAAACUGGGAGUCCUAUAUAUGCCUAUUUAUUCUCACAUCACACUUCAGGGUCAGUUUGUUCUGAAUGGAUUGGGGCAUUCCAUGGUGCUGAGAUUCCUUACAUUUUUGGGACCCUUGAAUCAGUGCUGCCUGUCAAUCAAACAUACACAGAGGCUGAGGCCAGACUGAGCCGUAAGAUGAUGCAAUACUGGGCAGAGUUUGCCAGAACUGGGAAUCCUUCGGGUUUGGUGGCCACCGAGGCUGAGUGGCCGCUCUAUAAUGCCACGGAGCAGAAUUUCUUCCUUCUUAAUACUGAGUCAUCCAAGGAAGUGGAGAAAGAGCCUGAUCACAAUUGUGGUUUUUUAAAGAGGCAUUUUUCAAAGGCUGAAGACCCAC